AAAGGUCAACACAGUGGCAUAAUCGUAAAAUCCAGCAACUUAGUCCCUCUCUUAUUCCUAGCGAUCAGCGCGUCGAAUCCGCAGUCCAGUGAGGUUCCGGAGAAGCAUCAGAUCCGAGCGGCGAAGCUUCUGAGCUUGGGAAGCCGUCAAAUGGUUGGAGUCAAGGAGAGAUUCAUCGGAGGUGGUUGCCGAGAGGGAAUGUGGUGCGCUUGACUAUGAUAUGAGGAGAAUUUUGUUGAUGGUUUCUACGACGUUUACAGCCUUAUCCACAGACUCAGGGAAGCAGGGAGAUAUCCCAAUGCCAUCACUCUGAAGAUUUUGAAAGCAAUCAUGGAGCUCUGUAGUUGUGAAUCGACCCCAUUGAUACUUCCCUAGAUGAGUUGCUACAAAUUGCACAAUGCAUUGCACUGGAUUGGAUUUGUCCUUCCAGCUGUGUUGACGUGCUGGUACAGAGGCUGGUUGAACUUGUCACAGGGCAUAUGGGUGGGAUGUUCGGAAGAUUCCAGUAUAGUAUUGACAAGGUGGACUGAGAAAAUCACUGCGUUCAAGGCAGCACUGAACACUUGCGUUGAUUUGUAUUGGUCUCUCCAUGCAUCGUUGCUCUGCUUUUCAAGAGGUCCGAAUCUGCGGCCGUCCUUUGCUCAGCUGACGACCGUAAGUGUUGAAGCCUUUGAACCAGCUCCUGCUUCCUUCACCACGAUAGUUUUCAACUUUAGUGAUUCUGGGAGGAAAAUGAUGUCUUGAGAGACUUGGAGGGGUAGAGAGGGUAAAUAGAUACUCUUGAAGGAGAGAGAGUGUACGUGGAGUGCAAGAGACAGUGAGUGAUUAGGGUCCACAAAUUAGCGCGAAUUCCACGGGGAUGAAAGAAGAAACCCACCGAACUCGAAGGAUGCAACAACAAUGUCACUCUCUCUUUCUCUUAUUUUUUUGUCUACUCAUUCCUACAGUCUCUCUCUCUCUCUCUUCCUCCCAGUUUCAUGUUUCUAUUUCAGUUUCUGGUGAUCCCAUCGUUUUUUUUUGUUCUGUGUGGUGACCUUUAUUCCUCUGAACGUCUUUAUAUUGGGGUAAUAUAUCGGUGAUUUGAUUUUUGGUCUUGUCUGAAACUGUAAUCGGAUUGUCUGAAUCCCUCUCCGGUGUGUCUGUUUGUCUCGGAAU
Raphanus sativus (radish) is the source of this 1155-nucleotide messenger RNA. RefSeq lists its product as uncharacterized. The transcript is spliced from 4 exons. The coding region runs from base 376 to 744 and encodes 122 amino acids. NCBI's taxonomy places the organism in Eukaryota, Viridiplantae, Streptophyta, Magnoliopsida, Brassicales, Brassicaceae. The record is from RefSeq and is a predicted model, not a curated record.